CUCCUGAACCUUGAACUCAAGCUGCAUCAUCCCUUAACUCCUUUUCAAAAUAGCAACUCGUUUAUACCCUGGGUCUCGGGUAUAACAUCUGGUAUCAGAGCUUCUUGUUCCUAUAUCCCAGAGGGCCAAGAAAACUCUUCCACUCUUUCUCCUUUCCUUCAUCCUCAUUACGGCCAAAACACUCUCCCCUCCCCAUUUAAUUCAUCCAAGCUACUGCCCUACUUUCAUUAUUUCACUCCCUAGUUCAAAAUAUGUCUCACACCUCCCAAAAUAUCACCAAGGAAGAUUUGGUUGCAUCUAAUGCCGAACUCAAAGCUCAAGUUGAGUAUUUGGCCAAACAAGUGGCUCAACUUACCAAGUUGAAAAUGAGCAUGGUCCAAACUCCAGAGGAAGGCAAAGAUGAGCAAGAAGAGGACGUCCAAUCCGAAGUUCCUUCUCCCACGAUGAGGAGAAACAACCAAGAGAAGUCUUCCUCUGACUUCAAGGUUGAAAUCCCAACCUUCGAUGGAAAAGAUGACCCGGAUUAUUUCAUCAAAUGGUUAGAGACGAUUGAACGCGUCUUUGACUAUACCGAAGUGCUGGAGGACAGGAAGGUCAAGCUUGUGGCCUUAAAAUUCAGAGGCUACGCAUCUACGUGGUGGACUAACACUACCACCAAGCGCAAAAGAGAAGGCAAGGUUGCUGUUAAAACAUGGACAAAGAUGAGGACUUUAUUGAGGAAGAAAUUCAUUCCCACCCAUUAUAUAAGGGAAAACUUUGCUAGGCUUCAACACCUAAGGCAAGGAAAUCGGUCCGUCGAAGAAUACAACCGAGAGUUUGAAGAACUCUUGAUGCGGUGUGAUCUCCAAGAGAAUGACUCGCAAACCUUUGUGACAUAUCUCUUUGGCCUAAACACCCAAAUCCCUAACACCGUGGAGCUGCAAACCUUUGAGAACCUUGAAGAGUUAACCAAAAACUUUGGAUAUUCUCCAUACCAAGAUCCUGAUGGGGAUGAUUAUUAUGAACCUCAUGGUGACCAAGAUGACUAUGACCAAUUUGGGCCUAUGUGUGACGAUCAAUCUGAUCCACUCGUCGAAGAAAUAAUAAGAUUAGAACAGAAAAUCUUCUAUUUCGACGAACUUUUAUUCGCUGAAGGCUCGUGGUAUGAACCACCCUACUCCCGUGACUACACUUUGUUUGCUGAAGAACAAAUUGAAGCAAACAAGGUGGCAAUUCGAGAAAGAGCAAAACUUCUCGAAUCAGUCCGGAAGGAAAAGGAGUUCGAAAGGAGAUUAUGCGAAGGAUCAGAUAUGAUGCAGAAAAUGCUAGAUGACUUCCAAAGAGAGAGACUAGAAGCGGAGGCUAAAGCUGAUAAAUUAGUCAAUGAUCUCUGCAAGGCUGUUGAACUUAAACACUCCCUCCGAUCUCAAGAUCAAAUGAGGGAGAUUAAUGUUCAAAAAGAGGCUCUAGAACCUAAGACCAACAGGGCUACUGUGGUGAUGUUACCUGAAUACCGUCCUAGCCAAGUCCCAACCAGCAUAGUCGUACAUGAGGUGGAACCAACUGAGGGACCUGACUCAGAACCACCUAUGCUUAUUCAAGAAAAGGAGGAGGAAGUUUUGCCUACGGCAAUAAACGACCAUCUCCUUAAUUGUGUUGAAGACACACCUCCAGAGGAACCUGUUCUGGAGGAGAUAGAGCCCACUACCUACCCCCAAGAUUCCAACGUUCAAGAGUCUGAGGAGGAAUCUAUAGACGAAGAAAUACUUAGCACAGAGGAACCAAUAACGUCUAUAGAUAAUCAUGCUUCAUCAGAAGACUUAGACCAAACUUUCUUUGACUCCCUACUUGACGGGUGUGACCUUGUCUGCCCGAAGGAUAGUUGGAGCCAAAAGAGUUGGGAUGAACUUCUGGUAAGUAACACUGAAGACUCAUUCAUGGGGGAAAGCAUGUUCGUAAUCAUCAAACCUCAAAUGGAUAGUCAGCCUAUUGAAGAUAAGAAAGAAAUCAAUUUCACAAUCAAGGCUAACGAUGUGGAUCUACUGAGGAGACUUCCGCCACCACCCACCUAUACCAAGUCUCCUCCAUAUAUCCUGUUGCCACCAUGGCGCAGGGAGGAGUCAAGGAUCCUAGACCUUGACCGAGCAAAAAUUCAAACAGGGUGGCAUCAGAAGAGAGUUAGAAGGACCAAACUUUAUGACUCUCGGAUCGGAAAGUCGCGGAAAAAGUGGAUGCCUCAUCGUCCUUCUUACCCUACUGUGGACCGUAAUGAGGUCCAACUGAUUGAUGCUGCUUCUAGGACGAGGUUCGAUGAGUGGGGACACUCACGGGUGUUACACGAGUCUGUGUGUCUUGCUCAGGACACACUGACAGACUAUGGCUAUGCAGAGGAGAUGGAGGAGCUGCUUGAGGGGACCAGAUGGCAGCGCCUGCUUCAGAUGAGGGCAGAGUCUAGCCUACCACUAACCAUCGAGUUCUUAUGCUCGAUAUCUACUAUCCCGGAGAUUGAGUCACGCCAGAUGACUCAAACUUUGAUCACUUUUGAUACCACAUUUGCUUUCACUCUUGCGGGCCAGUCAUUUCAUUUGACAGUGAGAGAGAUGGGUGUUCGUCUCGGGAUCUACACCCAGGAGGAGACCGAGCAGCCUGAGUUCUACGACGAUCCCUUUUGUCUUCCCGCAGAUUUUGAUGCUAUAGCUUUCUGGAGGGAGCACUCAUCUGACGACAAGGAGUUCGUGAACAAGAAGAGUAAGGCACGCUACUGGAUUCGGCCCAGCUGGAGGAUCCUAUCUUUUGUUCUUUCGACAUCCUUCUUUGGGAGGCCGUCGAACACUGAUAGGGUUUACGAGGAGGAUAUGUUUGUCUUUUGGAACUUGCACGACCGCCAGCCGGUGAACGUGGCGGUGUACCUGGCCAGAUUCUUAUACUCCCAGUCCUACGGGUGUAGGAUGCACUUGGUGUGUGGGUUCGUAAUUACACUGCUCUUUCGCUCCCUCAUGGGGAACGCACCGAUCCCACGGUCUGUGUAGUUGAUGAGGGAUUUAGAUGCCGGCAUGCUCCGGAAUGCUUACAUCCACCGGAGACUCUUUCCUAGCUCUUUUGAGAGCACUACGGCCUCUACUGGCCGCACUUCACAUGAGAUUGGAGAGUCCUCCGAUCAGUCACAGAGAUCGUCUCAGCGCCUUCCUCGUCGAUGACCUACCAGAGCACAGUUGGCUCGCGCUCAGACGGAGGUAGCACCGGCAUGGGCCCAGCAGCUCUUGUAGAACCAGAACACACUUAUGCAGUCCGUUGCGGCACUCCAGCAGCAGGUGCAUGGUUUAGACAGGAUACGUGAGGCAUUGGGUUUCG
Cuscuta campestris is the source of this 3330-nucleotide messenger RNA. Lineage: Eukaryota; Viridiplantae; Streptophyta; Magnoliopsida; Solanales; Convolvulaceae. The record is from the annotation of a GenBank genome assembly.